AUGAAGAGCACGCUCACUUUCAGUUCCAAUCCGCAAGGCGCUGUACGCAAUUAUGAGCGUAAACACAAGACGCUGGAUCAUAUCGUACACCUCUCACCACCAGGGACCGUCCAUGAAAACGCAGCCCAGUGGCGCGAACUGGGCUUCAACGUCAUCGAGGGAGGUGUUCACGCGGACGGUCUGACCGAAAACACGCUCGUGAUACUGAGCGAUCACAUCUACUUCGAGCUGAUCGCAUUCACCAAGCCCGUCGACGCCUAUCCGCCUGGGUCCCCGAUCCGAAAGGCGCGUGAAGAGCACAAAUGGGCCUCCUGCCCACCAGGGUGGAUAGACUACGCCUUCCUGGGCAACGGGUCGCUCGUCCCGCCGGGACGUAUCUCGGAUGUGAUCAACAGCAGGGCAGGGGGAGAGAAGCUGUAUGUGGAUGAGGUUCCCGGAGGUCGCACGCGGCCAGACGGACAGGUGCUCAAAUGGGUGAUCAGCUCGGCUGCGAAGAAGGCGAGCUUGCUUCCGUUCUUUUGCGGCGAUGUCACAGACAGAGCACUGAGAGUGAGUACCUACCAAACCGGAGAGCAAUACGCAGCAGCCAUUGGGGCACAAGGAAUUGCCCAUAUUCUGUUGCUCACCGACUCCGAGCCCGGGUUCUGGCAGGCACUGAAAGAGAUCAGCGCGGUAGUUGACUCCCAGCCGCAAACAGGCCAUGCGACGAAGGCGACAUGGACGCUGGCAAACCCUUCCGCGCAAGGCAAGAGAGCGCCGAGUCUGAUCCUGGCGCUGUCCGAGGUUGGGCUUUGGGUGGCGGAGGGCGAGAAGGCUGGGACCAUCUGGCCGCCCUACGCGAGGAUAGUCUUGUCAUGUAGAAUCCGAGACAUGCCCUCCUCAACACCUUGCUUCGUCAUCGGGGAUUUCUCGAUCAUCGGCUCGAUUUGGUUGCGUGCGGCGAAAUCGACCAUGCGGCGGUGGACUGAGCGGGCAGCGAUGGUCAAGCCCUGGAUGUUGAUUCCGCCCAAGACGAGGGGAAGACUGGGGAUGGAAAAGUUGUCCUGGCUGACCGAUGGGAUGAAGCUAGUCGUCACGAUCAAGUGGUCCAGCGGCCGCAUGUUCUUGAAUUGGGUCAGAGCCUGGGUCCCGUGGAAUUCCGACGCCCCCAACCGCGCUGCCUCCUCUCGUUUCGACCCCGAGCUUGAGAAAAUCACAACCUCCGCACCCAUCUUCGCGGCGAACAUGACCGCCAAGUGUCCCAGCCCGCCGAUAAGUGUCCCAGCCCGCCGAUCCCGACGACGCCGAGACGCUGCGUGGGCCGGAUGUUGUAGCUCUCGAUCACCUCGAACACAUCGCGCCGCCGCACAUCAGGGGGCAGCGUGCUCUGGGGCAAGAUUUGCUGGAUCUGGAAGAGGGACGGCUACUCCAGACAGCGUGCGUGCCGAGCGAGCCCUGGUCGAAGCUGUGCAUGCCGUACAUCUCGUGCGCUCGCAUUUGCCGCAUGUCUUGUGGACUGUAUCCCUAUCCGACGACAUCGCCAAUGCGCAGCGCAGACACGUCAGAGCCAAUUUGCUCGACGACACCGACUCCUUCGUGCUCCAACGCCAUGUCUGCGUGCUUGUAGUGCUCGUCGGUGCCGCAGAUGCCGGAAUGCGUGAUGCUGACCAGGACUGGACCCCGGUUGGCUUGAGUCGAGAGCUCGUUGCUUCAACGAUGCCAUCGGCUUUCGAGUCCUUGAGGACGGUGAAUUCGACGUUCAUGCUAGUGGUGAAAGUGGUAGCAGUGGUGGUGGUUUUGGUACUUGUAGAGAAGGAUGUUGCUGCUCGUCUUGUAACCGUUGGUCCAUUUUAA
This is a messenger RNA of Mycena citricolor, 1833 nucleotides long. Lineage: Eukaryota; Fungi; Basidiomycota; Agaricomycetes; Agaricales; Mycenaceae. The record is from the annotation of a GenBank genome assembly.